AUGGUUUACACCAAGACGUCAAUCUUCUUACUUUUCUUCAUCAUCGGCACGUCAGUAUUUCCGAAUGAUAGUUCAAUAGGGCUUGCAUCCGCGAAGCCUCAAAAUUCACUAUAUACCUGGAAUCAACUACCGCUCCACGACAUCAUAGAUCAUUCUAAGCGUCUAGCAAGUCAACCACCCAGAAACAACAGGGGUCCUAUUGUAUCCUACGCAUCAAUCACUAACAGCGAAGACAAUACUAUUGUUAAUGAGAACAUAAGAGGUUCAGUCACUUUCGACACAUCUUCACCUUAG
This is a messenger RNA of Cotesia congregata, 294 nucleotides long. The record is from the annotation of a GenBank genome assembly. NCBI's taxonomy places the organism in Eukaryota, Metazoa, Arthropoda, Insecta, Hymenoptera, Braconidae.